This is a messenger RNA of Meloidogyne enterolobii, 174 nucleotides long. NCBI's taxonomy places the organism in Eukaryota, Metazoa, Nematoda, Chromadorea, Rhabditida, Meloidogynidae. The record is from the annotation of a GenBank genome assembly.
AUGUAUUUUUCUAACAGAUUCCAAAUGCUAUGUUCUGAUUCUCACCAAAAUGCUGCUGAGUUUUGGGAAAUGUUUGAUGCGGCUCUCUACGAUUGGUUGCGUGCUAAAUACGAUUGUAAAGUUUCGAUUCCUUCAGUUUUUGAAAAGGUAUAUGCAGAGAAUAGGACAAAAUGA